GGUGACCGUCUGCAUGCAGCUGGUGGUGACUGACUGGUUGAAAAGCACUGGUUAAUAUUUUUUCUUAUUUGAAAAAAUUCGAGUUGAUGAAUUGGUUAAAUGAACACCAUGGAGGUUUGUACUCCUGACACAAGGGCAGAAUCUUCUCCGUCUCCUGACCUUGUAAAUAUCAUGAACAUGCCUGUAGUUGCAGUCUCCCCUUCGAGCAUCAAUGCAUCCGAUGACGGCAAUGAGCUUCAAAGUGAUGGGCUCAGUACCACCAUGGAUGACACUCAAACCACCUUUGGCAACUCAUCUUUUGGUCUAAGUUCCAACCAAGAUAUUGUGAAGCACGCAGAUGAAAAAGAACUUUAUAAAAACUGUUCAGUUGAAAUAUCGUCCAGUGAUCCAUUUCCUGACAAAAUCAAAAUCAGAAAAGUCGGCAAUGGCACUGCAGUAAUAAGUUCCUCUGUGGUUCUUGAUGAUAGUAAAGUCACCCCACAAAUUCAUACCCAGAAUAGCAGUGAAAGAAAUGUGUCCACUGAGUCCAUUUCUGAACAAAAUUCUUUGUUGAUGGAAGCAAACAAUGAAGGAAUUAAUGAUCACGAUGCCAAUGGGAGUGAGGCUUCUGAUGAUAUAAAGGGACGUUUCAACCUGCGUAAACGUAAGCUCAUGUCAGGAUCAUACGAUGGGCUUGGCAGCUAUGAAGUCUCAGAUGAUGACUUGCUUCCUUUAGUGCAAGUUCAAAGACGCAAGAGACGAAUUGGUGCAGGGUACACAUAUGACAUGCAACGCAUCACAACCGCGCUUAAAGCCAUCAGGACAACUGGAUGCUCCAUCAAGCAGGCAUCCAUCGAAUAUGGCAUCCCUAGGACAUCACUCUUCCGGUACCACCAGCAGCAGAUGGAGGAAAAUCAAUUGCAGUUGCAGUCCAGCAAGGAGGCAUCGCCUGAACCACUUUCCAAAGACACAUCCUAUACCAGCAUCCCACUUGGUGGCAGUGCAGUCAACGGCGGGGAGCUUCAAAAGCUUUCUGCACCAAGAGUCAGCUUCAAAAUGAGCUCUACGGAGGAGUGCCAGCUUGCUGCCUAUGUGUCCCUGCUAAGCCGCUCUGGAAAAUGUCUAUCCUACUCUGAUAUCAAAGUUAUAGCUGAGCAUAUUGUGCGAUCCUGUGGUAAGGGCAAGCCAAAGAGCAGAAGUCAAAUUAGUCCAACUUCGGGAUGGAUUCAAAAGUUUAGACUACGGCAUCCAGAGCUCAACUAUAAAACUCUUGAGCAUUCAUCUAUGAAGCUGGGUGAGCCAUCUCGAGGUGAUCUAUUGAGAUGGCAAAAUGAUCUUGAGAGUUUCUUGAAAGUAGACUGGAAGCUGGACCCUCCCUCAAUGUUUAGCGAGGAAUGUGCUAGUCGUAUUUAUACUUGUGAUGAAAUUCUCAUAGCAUUCAGUAAACUCGACAAUAAAGGUGAGAAAGUGCCGCUUAAAUCUCUACUGAACAGUUCCAGCAAUGAAGAAAAGCAGCUGGUGACUGUGAUAGCUGCUGCGUCCGCCUCAGGCGACUAUCUCAAGCCAUUUUUCUUGUCACCGUCUACCGCCCCAGACUUCUCGAAGUUCCCUACGCUGGACACCUCCACCUACCAUGCUGUUCCCUGUAGCUCAGGGCUCGUUACACCGGAGAUCUUCAUGCAGUGGAUGAUUAACUUCGAGGCACACCUCACCUCCAAGAACAUCCCCCGCCCCGUCGUUCUGCUCAUGGAUGACCACGCUGCCCAUUUCCAUAUCGGUGUCUUCCUCUAUUGCCUGGAUAAACAAAUAAUUCCCGUGUGUCUGCCCCCAAGACUCAACAAACUCUUGCAGCCUUUACUUGGCAAUUUUUUCCCGAAGCUCAUGAUGGCUUACCAAGCUUGUUGUAAGCGAUACUCGGCUAAGACUGGCGAGGUUAUAUCGCAUGCUUGUUUCCCUUACGUCAUGAUGAAAGCUUGGACUCUCGUCACUAAACCUAAAUUCGUCAUCGACGGGUUUCGCUCUUGUAAUUUAAUCCCAAUGACCGUGACUCAACUCGCACCGCCUGCCUCCCCCUCGCAGGAGGCAAAAAUUCCUACCGAAAAUGAUGCUGUUGAUUUAGUGAAAGUUAAAAGUGAAUCUGCCGAGCUGCUUUCAGAAGACUGUGAAUCUUCUUCAGUUCCAGACGAGACUCCUCUUAAUGCCGAGGCGAAAAGCGCUAAAAAUACACUUGCUAGACCCUUUAAGAAAUGCAAGCUGUCCAAGCCUAUAGGUUCAUCUCAAAGCAACGGCUCUGCAGUCAUUCCAUCCUCUACUUCCCACACUAUUGGAACGUCCUCAGCUACUCGCGAAGUUCCCGCAGUAAAGCCAACUGCCGCCUGCAGUACGCCUUCACAGGUACUGCUGGGAGACAAUCUCGUAUCGGAUGAGCGCAGGACUGGCAGACGCGAAGGCAUCGAGAUUUGCUUCUCGGUUUUGGAGUCUUUUGUUCCAGCGGACAUCUUGCCGGUGUGGCGGCAGCGCUCCGCCUCUCACACGGGCACCUGCGAGAUCGGCUAUUGCAUGUGGAAGGCAGUGCAGCUCUUGAGCAAGGGUGGCGUCGACAUGCUGGGAAAAACUCAGCCUCAGGUGCUGCAGCACACUGGGUCUACACCACAACAGUAGCGAGAUGAACAAUUACCUCAACAUUUCAGUAGCUGCAAUGCAGGGCACUGUCUCAGCGCCACGUGGGCUAUCCUGCAUCGCGGCCUUGAUUUUGGUCAUUGCCGUUCAGCCUAGUCGUGCUGCUUUGUGAACUCUUACUCCUAAAUAUGUAAUUACUCAUUCAGAUCUGAUUCAUUUGUGUGAAACUUAAAGUUUCCUUUGUCACAACUUAUGCAGCUGUUAACUAUUUCUGUUCCAUUUUCUGAUGUGUUCUGUUUUUAUGAGUUGUUGGAUGAAUUGUGCCAUUGGUACCUGAACAUGCUCCUGGGGAGCAUUUUAUUUUGAAACCUUGACAAAUGUUUGGUAAAAUUUGUUGUUCAUUUUUUAAUAUCUAGUUGAAGACUGACUCUUCGGUCUUCGAACGGAUCUUAUUUGUAUUAUGGCUCGGUAUUCCGUUAUGACACUGGUUUCUAAACUUGCAUGCUUGGUUUUCAAUUUAUUUUUAUCAUUUAUCGGAAACUAUUUCUAUUGUGCAGUGUAAUGAUUAUCUCUUUGAUCGAACAUUUUAUUGUAUGCGAUGUUUUUAUUGUCAGUGAUAUUGUGGACUCAAUUCAGUAGUACUGAAUUCUCAAAGCAAUGACAAAGGGCCUCAUGCCGUCACCUACUAUUUUUGUACAUUUUCUUGGCAUUAAAUAUAUGAUUAAAUUUAUGUUUUAAGCAUUUGACACCUAUUCUAUAUUUGAUGCCAUGAUUCGUAGACUUUGUACAUCUUGGGUGCCGAUGACGAACCCUCAACACUUGCUACAAAUUGUCUUCAUUUCUUGCUACACGAGUAGGAGGAGUAGGAGUUGCAGCCUAAAUAUUGAAAUGUAAUAAUUAAAAUAGCGUGCUCUGAUGCAAAAAUUUUUCUUGAUAUUCAACCUCCGCCUCAUUCUUAGUGUCGUUUCCUCUCGAUUUUCUGUUGUAAAUUGGCAUCAUCGCUAUUCCUUGUGUUGGUUUAACAAGAGUGCGUCCUAAAAAAGUCUCCUUUACUCGAGCAAUUCUCAAAUUUUCAUUGUAACUGCUCGUUUCUGAACUUAUUUUGUAUGCUAUUCAGUGUGAUACGUGUGACGUCAAGUUUAGCUUUUCAAGUUGCUGGUCUUUAGGUACUCAGUGACUGUUGAAAUUUUAGCUUAUUGCUGAGAAAAAAACUUAUUUGCAGAAUAUGUGUGCAACGACGAGUCGACUAUCUGGAAAUUAGGACCAUACGUUAUUGGUAGAAUUGAUCAUUCCUUUGGCACUAAUCGUGACCCAUAUUAUAGCUCAUAAUUUAAAACGUACAUUAUUAUUAUUAUGUAAAACGUAGAAUUGAACAUUUUUGUACAGAGAUUUCUCUCUCGUGUAGGGCAGAAAGUGCGUUGGCCUAAAUUUCUUACCUGCCUAUGGCGCACUUAUCUAUUGCUGGAUGGUCUGCCUCUUCACCAGAUAAAUUCUUACAGUGCGCACACAGCGGAAUAUCGCGUUUCAAUAGAAAGAAAACUUCCAGAGUAGAAGUAUUAUUUGAACAUGUGUUGCAUCAGCAUGGGUAUAAAUUGAAAAUCUUGUGUUUAUUUCAAGAGUUACAAUGGAGUAUUGAUAAUUGUAAUAGGGGUGUGAAUGUUUGUCGAGUGUAUGAAUGAAUGUGCCUGGGAUUGCUUAUAUUAUAAAUUUUUGUCGGUUUGAAUGAAGUUAAGUAUGUUGGUUAAUGAAUUAAUGAAAGAUUUAUUUAGUACUCAAUGUGUCUUUUGAGUGAAUGAGCUGAAAAUAGGAUCUAAAUGUUUGUUUAGAGAAGGAAAUGCAAUUUUUCAAUCGGGUUGUAGCUCGUUCAACUACGAAUGAAAAUUCUAUUGAGUUGAUUUUUGUAAUAUUAAUGGAUAAAUUAAAUUUCAAUUUUUUCCCAAUUGAUGCUUUAUUAAAGAAUUGGAGUCGGGUGGGUAAUUUGAAUUGCAGCUUAUAUUUCGAUGUCAUCCAUGCAUGCAUUUAGAAUAACGCACCUAAAGCAGACCAGAUCGUGCUGUGCGUGUUUUAAACAACAGAGAUUGCCUUAUUAUUUAUUUUUCGUUAGUCAUUUGUCUACAAGCUACCCUAUCUGAACACAUGCAAAGCUAUUAUCCAAGCGUUUUGCAUUUAACGUAGCACAGAAUUGUAUAAUUAAUGAAGUCUAAAAUGUAAAUGUAUUGAAAAUGUGUAAAAAAUAUUUAAUGCAAAUUCAUGUAAAAACUGUACAUAAAGCUGUGAGGUCUCGGAUGAAUGAUCCAACUAAUGUAGCAAUGAUUUUCUCAUAUUUUAGUGUGUAAGAAGGUAACUUUAAAUUUGCACCUAUUGUGUUAGGAUUUAAUUUUAUAAUUAUUUAUUUUGUGCUCUAGAUAGCAGCAUUUUUCCAUCGAGACUGAGUUGCAAGA
This is a messenger RNA of Hyalella azteca, 5039 nucleotides long. RefSeq lists its product as uncharacterized. Gene Ontology annotation, molecular function: DNA binding. The transcript is spliced from 7 exons. Gene Ontology annotation, cellular component: nucleus. NCBI's taxonomy places the organism in Eukaryota, Metazoa, Arthropoda, Malacostraca, Amphipoda, Hyalellidae. The coding region runs from base 100 to 2640 and encodes 846 amino acids. The record is from RefSeq and is a predicted model, not a curated record.